AAGGCCAGUUCUCGAAAGUUGGUCGUGUCGUCCGGCGGAGACAUGCUAUUUCAUGUGGUAUGGCUCUGCUCGUGUGUGUCGUUGGAGUCAGCCGCCUGCGGUACACUUGAGGGAUUAGGCUUCGCGAGACGUCAACACAUUUGGACAAUGCUCACGAAGAGGCCAUGCAAGCGCGGAAAGCAGAUGACACAUCUUAUAGGCGAAAAAUGUGGACGAACAAAAGCAGCGAUUUCAACAUGCUCGUGCUUCCAGGGCGACCUAGAGCAGCGAAGCAUGUCCGUUUCCCCUCUACCAUGUGGUAUGUCUGUCCGUUUGUGUUGCAUGAGAUCCACCGCCUCGGGUGCAUUUGGAACAGCAGGCUUUGGCCCACUGGACGUUGUUCGCGAGACCUUCCGCAGAGGCCAUUUGCCAUGGAAACUGUGUUCUUCCGACAGACGCUCUCUCUCUCUUAAUAGCCCAGAAUUUUGA
This is a messenger RNA of Protopolystoma xenopodis, 468 nucleotides long. The record is from the annotation of a GenBank genome assembly. NCBI's taxonomy places the organism in Eukaryota, Metazoa, Platyhelminthes, Monogenea, Polystomatidea, Polystomatidae.